CUCCGAGGAGUCUCCCUUUUUGAGCCAUUUUGGAAUCUUCAGUCAUAAUGUCAGGAAUCGGCGGCAAAGGCGGCAAGGGAGGUAAAGGUGGCAAGGGCGUCACGUCCAAGCGAGCACCACAGUCGCGAUCGCAACGUGCUGGGCUCCAAUUCCCGGUGGGGCGUAUUCAUCGCUUUCUGAAAAAGCGUGUGGCCAACAAUCAACGCGUCGGCGCUACGGCAGCCGUGUACGCGGCCGCCAUCAUGGAAUACCUGACUGCCGAGGUGUUAGAGCUGGCGGGCAAUGCAUCGAAGGACCUCAAGGUGAAGCGCAUCACGCCUCGCCAUCUGCAGCUUGCUAUUCGCGGAGACGAGGAGCUAGACACGCUGAUUAAGGCCACGAUCGCUGGCGGUGGCGUCAUCCCGCACAUCCACAAGAAUCUCAUCAACAAACAGAACAAGAAACGGAUGCCUCUUUAGAGGCACGCAGAGACCCCUUCUCUCCAGCAACGUAGUUACCACUCGGCUUCCCCUUUUCAGCGAUCGCAUUACACUCUUGGCGACGCGUAUAUAACUAAAUAUGAGUUUUUGUCAGCUCCCCCCACGCAUGCUC
Phytophthora nicotianae INRA-310 is the source of this 591-nucleotide messenger RNA. RefSeq names its product histone H2A.Z. Gene Ontology annotation, molecular function: protein heterodimerization activity; structural constituent of chromatin; DNA binding. Gene Ontology annotation, cellular component: nucleosome. Lineage: Eukaryota; Oomycota; Peronosporomycetes; Peronosporales; Peronosporaceae. The record is from RefSeq and is a predicted model, not a curated record. The transcript is spliced from 3 exons. The coding region runs from base 48 to 458 and encodes 136 amino acids.